AGUGAUUGUAGAAGAAAUGAUGAUGGAAGGGGGUUGUUCAGGCAAGAAGAGAGCAUGGCCUAAAGAUGACUUCACUGACGUGGUUUUGAAAUGGUCCCUUCAUGACAUUUUUAAUGAGAAUCGAUACAAAGAUCAGGUAGAGUGGAUACCUGAAUUAUUUGAAUCAGUAGGGAAUUACCUUGGCUCUUACAUCUACCCUUUAUUGGAAGAAACACGAGCACAGCUCGCUUCUGCUAUGGAAUUUAUACAUCAGGCACCAUUUGCUGAAGUGCAAAUUCUCGAGGAAGCAAAAUCUUGUGGAAAAUUUCUAUACGAUGUUAAAGUUGAUCAAUGGAAAAACAAAUUUGUUGACCAUGGUAAAGAGCUUUACAAAGUAUUGCCGGGUGAUAUUCUUGUUAUUUCAGAUUCAAAACCUGAAACCAGUUCUGACCUCCAAAGGAUGCACUGGUCAUGGACAUUGGCAUCGGUAACUGACAUUAAAGGUGAAGGCAUUGAUGAGAGCACUUCAUCAACUAAGUUUAAGGUCAAGACACCGGAAGACAUGCCAUUCAAGGGUGGGAAGCAGGACUGGCUUUACGUGGUUUACUUGACAAAUACUAUGACAAAUAAAAGAAUAUGGAAGGCAUUGCAUUGGUUCAAAAAUUUGACGCUUAUUGAGAAGGUUCUUUGCUCUAAUGCCAUGGUAAGUAUGAGGCUGAAUUGAUGCUUUCGCCAUGGCAUUAUCUCAAAAAGACUUGAGUUUCCAAAUUUGAUGCCCAGAUUCUUCCCCUUUUUGAAUAUACUUUUAACUGUAGGUAUAAUUUCCCAUUACAGUCAAAAUGAAAUAUCCUAGCUAGUAAUAGUGGAUGUACCACGGUAGCCUGC
Molecule: messenger RNA, 864 nt
Organism: Coffea eugenioides
Lineage: Eukaryota; Viridiplantae; Streptophyta; Magnoliopsida; Gentianales; Rubiaceae
Exons: 2
Coding region: 17-703 (228 amino acids)
Source: RefSeq, a predicted model, not a curated record